AAAAACGACCCGCGAAAAAAAAAAAAAAAAAAAAAAAAGGAAAUCGACGACUCAUAAGCCAAACGUACGCUUCGGCUAUCGUGUCAGAAACUCAGAUCCAAUUCCAGCUCCCCCCUCCCCCAACUGUAUCUUCCUCCACACUCCUCUCUCUCUAGUCGCUACAUUUCCCCACUCUUUACUUUUCCCUCAUUUCACUUUUCCUAUUUACCAAACACACGCACUCUCUCUCUCUCUCUCUCUCUCUCACAAAGCUAAAACUUGGUGGUUGGCUCCGCCUCCAUUUCGUUAUCAUCAACUCCUCCUUCGAGUCCACUCUCUCUGCAACCAAAUUAAAGUGUCGGUGGUGGGAUCGGAUUGCAUUGGUUGUUUCUCUCUCCUAAAUACUUAUUUUAUCUCUAUUACUGCAAUUUCUAUAGAGAUUAAUAGAACUUUUCGGCUCCUCUGCACUUUCUGCUCUUGGGAUUUUGCUCACUCAUGCAAUGGUCACCUGAGAGGCAGCAAGUGGGUUGGAGUGGUUGGUUGGGGAGGUGAAUCAUGGACCACAAGCCAUGGCUUUGGAGGAAGAAGUAUGCAGAUAAAACCAAUGCAGCUGCAGCAGCAGGAGACAAAUUGAGUGUCUCAGUCAAAGGAAAUGAGGAAGAGAUGGAGGCACUUCAGGCUGAGAAGGCAGAGUUGGAGAAUAACCUGAAAACCCUCAGUGAUAAGCUUGCUUCAACUCUCUCUGAAUGUAACAGUAAAGAUGCACUUGUGAAAAAACAUGCCAAAAUGGCACAGGAAGCUGUUCAAGGCUGGGAGAAGGUAGAAGCAGAUGCGGGAUUUCUGAAGCAUGAAUUGGAUAAAGCUUUCCAAGUCAGAGCAGCUGGCGAAGAAAGAAUAGCUCAAUUGGAUGGUGCGCUCAAGGAAUGCAUGCAGCAGCUACGAUUUGUUAGAGAAGAACAAGAACAAAGGGUUCACGAGGCUGUGAUGAAGACAUCAAGAGAAUUCGAGAAAUCGCAGGUAGUGUUGGAGGAGAAGUUAGCAGAGGCCACUAGAAGGGUUUCUAAAAUCAGUGCUGAAAACACCCGUAUAAGUAACGCUCUUUUAGUGAAGGAAAAGUUGAUAGAAGAUUUAAGAAAACAAUUGACAAAGGUGGAAGCUGAUUUCAAUGCACUCACGACUAGAUUAGAAUCCACUGAGAAAGAUAAUGCUUCUUUGAAAUAUGAGGUUCGGGUGCUCGAGAAAGAGCUUGAGAUCCGGAAUGAAGAGAGAGAAUUCAAUCGUCGAACCGCUGAUGCAUCACACAAGCAGAACUUGGAGGGUGCAAAGAAAAUUGCAAAGUUAGAAUCAGAAUGUCAGAGGUUGCGGCUCCUAGUCCGGAAGCGGUUGCCAGGCCCUGCUGCUCUGGCAAAAAUGAAAAUUGAAGUGGAAAUGCUAGGACGGGACUCUGUUGACGUGGGGAGGAGAAAGUUGAAUGACUCUACAGUUGAUAACUUUCCUGAGACUCCCAACAAAAAGGUUAACAUUUUGACAGAGCAGUUAUAUGCUAUGGAAGAAGAAAACCAGACUCUCAAGGAAGCACUCAAUAAAAAGAUAAAUGAACUCCAGUUCUCUAGAAACAUGUAUGCCCGUGUAGCUUCUAAAUUAUCACAAUCUGAAACACCACAUGAAGAAUCGUUAAAAGGCCAGGAAACCAUGGAGUCAAUGAGGAGUAGUCUUAUGUCACAUGAAGUCUCCGUAGCAUCUAUGUCUGAUAUUGGCAGCGAUGAUAAGGUUAGCUGUGCUGAUUCAUGGGCAUCUGCCUUGAUUACGGAACUGGAGCACUUUAGAACUGAAAAACAAAAAGGGUCUCUGACGAGCAAAACUGUCGGAGCUUCAGACAUAAAUCUGAUGGAUGACUUUGUUGAAAUGGAAAAAUUAGCAGUUGUUUCUGCUGAUAAACAAAGUUUCAGUUCUCCUGUUCCUUCAGUUAAGGCAUUUGUUGCACCCAUGGAAACAGAGUAUUCCUCCGAACUUUUGGGUAGCAAGAUGGUCCCUAUUUCAGACAGUGAGUCAGGCCUCAGUAUGUCAAACAGGGAGACCAGGUUUAACAACAUUGUCGAUGGCAAAACUCCUCAAUGGGUUGAGGAUAUGGUGAAACUGGUGGUGGAGCACAACCGUGUUGCAGGAAGAAACCCUGAAGAGAUACUCGAGGAUAUAAGAAUAGCUUUGGCAUGUACAGAAGAUCCAAAGCCAUGUGAAUUGGUUAAUGCGAGGACAAAUGGAAGCCAUUUUGAGGUGUUGAAUCCUUCCUCCGUUAAGAGCUGCACCUCAUGGAAAGGUUCAGAUAGAUCUCUAGUAACUGAUUCACCCAGAGGAGUAAGUGAUGUGGACAUCUCAAGCUCACAGAAGAGUAAUCCGCAGUUCCAGCAAGAUCUGAGUAAGUCCAUUUGUAAAGUAAUUGAGCUUAUUGAAGGAAUCAAUGUGCCAUCUCCAGAUUAUAACCCCGAGAAUGGGUCCAGGAAGGAUGGGAACGUGUCCACAUAUGUAAAUUCGGAAAACACAGGCUACAUAGUUCGUGUUUUCCAGUGGAAAACUUCUGAACUCGGUGAUCUUCUACAACAGUUUGUUCAUGCAUGCUAUGAUUUAUUGAAUGGAAAGGCCGGUCUUGAAAAAUUUGCCCAAGAAUUAACUACAGCUUUGGAUUGGAUUUUAAACCACUGCUUUUCGCUUCAAGAUGUUUCAAGCAUGAAGGACGCAAUUAAGAAGGAAUUUGAUUGGGAUGAUACACGAAGUGAAACUGAAACAGAAGUUGGAGUAGUUGGUCACUUUUCAAAUGGCCAUAGUGUACAAAUAGAAGAGCUGCAGGCCAAUCUGGUCAAAGAAAACAGAAAAUUAAAGAACGAAUUGGUGAAUUUAGAAUCUGAAAGGAGAGAGUUGGAAGGGAGACUUCAGUCGGCUAGUGAUAAGAGCGAAUACCUGAUGAACCAGCUCAAGGAAUCUGAAAAAGCAAUUGCCAGCUUGAGAACAGAGUUACAAAGUUUACGAGAGUCAAAGGAAAUCGUUGAAGACCAGAUUAAAAAUCACCAGGUGAUGAAUGAAGAUCUUGAAACGCAGCUUGCGGAGGCCAGAGUUGAAUUAAGUGAAGCUCGCCAAAAGUUUUUGUCCCUAGAAGUUCAACUGAUGAAUAAAAAAAAAUGCUGUGCAGAGUUGGAGGCUACAUGCUUGGAACUACAGCUUCAGCUUGAUAGUGUGAAGAAGAAAAGCUCAAAUUCUGAUCUCCAUCGGGAGGAAAGGCAAGCCCAAUAUGAUUGGGAUAUAACAGCUGCUUCAGAAAAGUUGGCUGAAUGCCAAGAGACAAUACUUAACCUCGACAAGCAGUUUAAGGCAAUGGCUGCACCAAGGGAAGCAGCUCUUUUUGACAAGGUCAUCACUAAUCCCACUGAUACAGAUACCCCCACGGCCAAAGCCAGAAGCCCAACCCCACACAAAAACGCAAACCAACGGUCCUCGUUACUAGAUAAAAUGUUAGCAGAAGACGGUGCUGACAUCAAGGAGUUUACCUCUCCAAUUUCAAAAGGGGUUUCAACUUCCACAUUCAGUACUAAAAGGGUAAUAGAGCCCCUCGAGAAUAUCCUUGUUCUAAAUAGUAAAUAUCAGGAUGACAAUGCAGCUGUUGGUUCAUUAGCUAUAGUGCCCGGAAAGAAACUGGGAGGUGGGAGAUUAUGGAGAAAGCUAGUGUGGAGAAAGAAGAAAGGUAACAGCCAAAAGGCACCCCUUUCGAUAGCCCCAUGACCAAAUCUCCAUCAUAUGAUAUCGCGAUAACGUCGGUGUUCCUUGCUCUGUUGUGAUGGCAGUUCUGUUUGUUACGUCCCUUGUAUUUGGAAAUAAUAAGGUUAUGGCUGCUGUUGGUCAUUUGAGAGAUACUGGAGAAUGCGUGAAUGAGGUUGUGUAUUACUGCUGUAUAUACAUAUUGUAGGAAACUCAGAAUUUGAAACAAUUUCGGCACGCGAGAAGUUUGACAUUUUUGUAUACCCUCAUCAUGUAUUUCCUAGUUUUGUACACGUAAUUUUCCCAAUAAAUAAAUAUGGUUUUGUUGUGAAA
Messenger RNA from Pyrus x bretschneideri (Chinese white pear), 4059 nucleotides. RefSeq names its product filament-like plant protein 7. Bases 535 to 3750 code for a protein of 1071 amino acids. The record is from RefSeq and is a predicted model, not a curated record. The transcript has 6 exons. NCBI's taxonomy places the organism in Eukaryota, Viridiplantae, Streptophyta, Magnoliopsida, Rosales, Rosaceae.